Molecule: messenger RNA, 2494 nt
Organism: Sapajus apella (tufted capuchin)
Lineage: Eukaryota; Metazoa; Chordata; Mammalia; Primates; Cebidae
Gene: SYT8
Product: synaptotagmin 8
Biological process (GO): synaptic vesicle endocytosis; calcium ion-regulated exocytosis of neurotransmitter; regulation of calcium ion-dependent exocytosis
Cellular component (GO): dense core granule; synaptic vesicle membrane; axon
Molecular function (GO): syntaxin binding; calcium ion binding; calcium-dependent phospholipid binding
Source: RefSeq, a predicted model, not a curated record
UCCCCCAGGGCUGAGGGGCUGCCGAGGCCUGUGAGCUUCCCUGCACCCCCCAUUCCAUCUGCAGGGAUUCACCCAAGGGGUCCCCUGAAUGGGACCAACUCCGUAGCUUGUGAGGCCCAGUGCAGAAUGAAAAUGUGCAGCCUCUUGUUCCAAAAUGAAGAAUUUCACAAUGAUCACAGCACUCAUUAAACCAGGGAGGGACCCCUCUGAGCACGGGGCGCUGUGCACAGGGUGGGGUGCAGCCUGGGAAGCCGGCCCUGACCGCCACAUCUCCGUUUUGUGCCUGCAAUCCCUCCACCUGCAGUGCUGGCCCCUCUGCUUGGGGGACAGGCUGGGCUCCUCGGGCCAUGCCAGCCUCCAGGGCUACAAAACUGGAGGUCCCAGCCUUAGCCCACUCACCAGUGAAAUGCCUGGCCUGCUGAGCUCACAGGGCGUGGAGCUGGCAGGCAGCUUGGUCUGCAGGUGUGCUGGAAGCUGGGCCCUCCCCCACUCUUUGAGCUGCCCCCCUUCUCUGAACACUGGGGAUGUGGGUCAGUUCUGGGAGCACAGUUGCCUGCCAGGCAGUGGGGCGUUGAUGCUGUCCGUGUGUGUGUGUGUGUGUGUGUGUGUGUGUGUGUGUGUGUGUGUGUGUGUUGUCAUGGCGGGGGUCCCUUUCUGUCUCCUUGCUCUGCACCAGGCUGGGGGGCUGCAGAGGUGAGGGGAUCUCAUCUAAACAGCUGCUUAUUCCUGAGGGAUGGCCCGGGCUGUGCCCCUAAAGCCAGGCUGACUUGGACACGGCAGGAGGGGUCCCAGGCACUCACGGGCAAAGCUGGGGAGGCUCGGAUGUGGAGGAACAGUCUCCUGGCCGGCUGCAAGGUGGACUCAGGGAAGAGCUGAGCCAGGGAGUCACCCCAGGCCUAGGGUCACUGUGGGCCCCAUGUGGCACCCUGGUUCCCCUGCCUGUGGAUGGGAGGAGCCAGCCCGGCCAGGUGUGCUCCCUCCCCAGGCCCUGGGCAGGGGGGUGCAGGGGCCAGCAGCUGCGCCCGCCCCACCCUCCUUCCCACCCUUAUGCCGAAGGGUGGCCGGGCAGGCAGGUGGGCGAGUCCGGGCGGCGGCUGAGUCAGUGUGCAAGGAAUGUUCUGGCCGCUCCCAGCUGCACCCUGCCCCUACCUGCCCCCACCUCACCUUCGUCCCCAGGCGCUGCGGCCCUGAGCCUCUGCCAGGAAUGCACCUUCAGCCCAGGCCUGCUCACCAGCAGGGCAGAAAGAUGGGGCACUCACCAGACUCCCCCAGUGUCCCAGCCCCAGCUGGGACCACAGCUCUACCCGGGCUCAUUCCAGACCUCAUCGCCGGGACCCCGUGGCCCAACUGGGCUGUCACUGCUGGCGCCUUUGCCUCGGGUGUCCUCCUCAUCUCGGGCCUCCUCUAUGCUGUCUGCUGCUGCUGCCGCUGCCGCAGGAAGAAGCCCAGAGACAAGGAGGCCAUGGGCCUGGGCAGUGCGGGCACCACCACCACCUGCCUGGUGCAGCCGGAUGUGGAGAGCCAGCAAUCCAGCCCUGCGGCCGCUCAGCAAUGGGGGUGCCUGCAGCUCUCCCUGGAGUAAGACUUUGGAAGGCAGGAGAUCAGGGUGGGCCUGAAGCAGGCUGCCGACCUGAGGCCCGGGGGCACCGUGGACCCCUAUGCCCGGCUCAGCGUCUCCACCCAGGCUGGGCACAGGCACGAGACAAAGGUGCCCCAAGGCACGCUCUGCCCCGUGUUUGAUGAGACCUGCUGCUUCCAUGUCCCACAGGUGGGGCUGCCAGGGGCCACCCUGCAGGUGCAGCUUUUCCACUUCAGGCGCUUCUCAGGGCACGAGCCCCUGGGUGAGCUCCACCUGCCACUGGGCACCAUGGAUCUGCAGCACGUUCUGGAGCACUGGUACCCCCUGGGCCCACCGGGUGCCACCGAGCCCGAGAAGGUGGGGCUGUGCUGCUCCCUCCGGUAUGUGCCGGGCUCGGGCCGGCUAACCGUGGUGGUGCUGGAGGCCCGAGGCCUGCGUCCAGGACUGGCAGAGCCCUACGUGAAGGUCCAGCUCAUGCUGAACCAGAGGAAGUGGAAGAAGAAAAAGACAGCUGGCAAAAAGGGCACGGCUGCCCCCUACUUCAACGAGGCCUUCACCUUCCGGGUGCCCUUCAGCCAGGUCCAGAAUGUGGACCUGGUGCUGGCUGUUUGGGACUGUGGCCCGCAGCUCCGGGCCGAGCCCGUGGGCAAGGUGCAUCUGGGUACCCAGACCUUGGGGCAGCCCCUGCAGCACUGGGCGGACAUGCUGGCCCAUGCCCAGCAGCCCGUGGUCCAGUGGCACCCCCUGCGGUCGGUCAGGGAGGUGGACCGAGCACUGGCUCUGCAGCCCCGCCUGCGCCUGCCCCUGCCCCUGCCCUGCUCGGGAACACACCAUGAGCCUCGGUCUCCCCGCUGAGCCCGGCCACUUGCCCAGGCUGCCCUGUGGGACCACUACAAUAAACGCCUUCUCCUGCCA